Messenger RNA from Pipistrellus kuhlii (Kuhl's pipistrelle), 2195 nucleotides. It is a transcript of the gene CDHR5, whose product is annotated as cadherin related family member 5. Gene Ontology annotation, cellular component: plasma membrane. Gene Ontology annotation, molecular function: calcium ion binding. Gene Ontology annotation, biological process: homophilic cell-cell adhesion. Lineage: Eukaryota; Metazoa; Chordata; Mammalia; Chiroptera; Vespertilionidae. The transcript has 17 exons. The coding region runs from base 105 to 2168 and encodes 687 amino acids. The record is from RefSeq and is a predicted model, not a curated record.
GCAGGGGCGAAGGUCGCCGGCAGAGACUGCACCGGCUCGGCACCGGCACAGCUCGGAGGCCCUGGACGCCGGGCUCUGACCCGAUCCUGCCGCCGCCGCCCGAGAUGGGGGCUUGGGCCCUGCUGCUGCCUCUGCUCCUGGCCGCGGCCGGGGCUCAGGGCUGCUCCGUGAACCAGACCUACUUCGAAAUCGAGGAGAACACGAAGCCCAAUGGGCCCCUGGUGGACAUCCAGGUCCCCGAGGGCCAGCAGGUGGCCCUCGGGCCUCAGUCCACCCCCGACGCCUUUCGGAUCGAGGGGAACCAGCUGUUUCUCAACGUGGAGCCCGACUACGAGAACACGACGAUGCUGCUGGCAAACCUGCAGUGCCGGAGAGGGGACACUGUGGUGUCCCAGCUGAACGUGUUUGUGGCCGUGCGGGAUGUCAACGACAACCCUCCCGUGUUCCCCUUCGAGGUCAAACGAAAGGAGGUGCCCGAGGACACCAAAGUGGGCAGCAUCGUCAUCCCCCAGGAGGAGCUGGCGGCCACAGACCGUGACCAGAACGACGUCCUGUUCUACACCCUCCGGGAGGUGACACCGGGAGCCGGGAGCGUCUUCUCCCUGAGGGGCACCAACUCCCCUGCCCUGCGGCUGGACCGGGCCCUGGACUUCGACAGGAGCCAGAGCAUGACCCUCCUGCUGAGUGUGCGGGACACGCCGAAGGAGGACGCCGAGCCCAGCCACAGCGCCACGGCCACCCUGGUCCUGGAGGUGCAGCCGGUGGACCGGAGGCCGCCCUGGUUCCUGCCCUGCCUCUACUCGGACGGGAGCAUCUGUGUGGAGCCCCAGUACCGGGGUGCCAUCCCCACCGGCCACAAACUGCCAGCCCCGCUCAUCCUGCGACCGGGGCCCAUCUACGCUGUGGACGGGGACCGGGGCAUCGACCAGCGCAUCGUCUACAGCAUCCUGCAGGGAAACGAGGACGGCACGUUCGUCAUCAACGCCGACUCGGGCAACCUCACCAUGGCCCAGAGCGUCCCCAGCCCCAAGACCUUCCGUUUGCUGGUCAAGGGUGAGCAGGCGGACCGCGCCCGGUACGCAGUGGCCCAGGUCACGGUGGAGGCCCGGGCCGCGGCUGGGAGCUCGCCGCGGUUCCCCCAGAGCCUGUACCGGGGCGUCCUGGCCCUGGGCUCCGGGGCGGGCGUGGCCGUCAGCGAAGCCGCAGACCCCUCCCAGCCGCUGAGGAUCCAGGCCCAGGACCCCGAGUUCCCGGACCUCAACUCGGCCAUCACUUACCGCAUCACCAACAACUCCGACUUCCGGAUGGACGGGGAGACGGUGCGGGCGGCCGCCCCGCUGCUGCAGGCCGGCGUCUUCUAUGCAGCGGUGCAGGCCAACAACACGGUGACAGGGGGCACGGCCACCACCGCCCUGGAGAUCCGGGUCUCGGAGCAGGUGCCGCCCCCCACAGGUACAACUCUGAAGCCACCUGCCUUGUCCACGCCUGGGGGCCCCUCGAGUGUUGGAACCAGCACCCCCCCCUCAUCAGCCUCGUCUGGUGCGGGCUCACAACAGACCUCCAAGCCAGGCUCGCCCGGGGCCGGAGGCGGUGCUGGGGACGGUGGCCACCAGGAGGACCGGCGCUUCUCCGCGGCGGAGAUGGGGGCCCUGGGCGGGGUGCUGGGCACGCUGCUGGUCCUGGCGCUCCUGGCCCUGGCCAUCCUGGUGCACAAACACUACGGGGCCCGGCUCCGGUGCUGCGGCCGCAAAGCCCUGGAGCCCCAGCCCUACGGCUUCGACAACAAGGCCUUCCUCUCCGACAACCACGAACCCAGCUGGUCUCCGGCCCCGAGCCCCGGUCCCGACCCCGGCCCUGACCCCGGCCCCAGCGGCGCCCCAGCCGAGGUCCCGCCCGCGGGCGUGAGGUCCAUCCUGACCAAGGAGCGGCGGCCCGAGGGCGGCUACAAGGCCGUGUGGUUCGGCGGGAGCGACGGGGCGGACGCCGACGUGGUGGUGCUCAACGCGCCCGUCCUGGACGCGGACGGCGCCGGCGACUCCGGCGGCGACUUCGGCGGCGACUCCGGCAGCGACUCCGGCGGCGAAGGCAGCGGGGACGAGGGCGCGGACGCAGCACCGGGCUGGGAGCCCCGCGCCGACGCGCCGGGCACCGACUCCACCUACAUCUAGACCCCCGAGGGCUGGCGGCCUCCGGCG